Odocoileus virginianus texanus is the source of this 1356-nucleotide messenger RNA. Lineage: Eukaryota; Metazoa; Chordata; Mammalia; Artiodactyla; Cervidae. The record is from RefSeq and is a predicted model, not a curated record.
UGCUUCUGUCUCCCCUCGAGGACCUUGUUAUUAACUGCUUAGAAAACAAAUAAAUACAUAUACGUCAAUGGAGGACUUUUGGUUUUUUGCUUGAGUUCUUUUAUUAGAAAAGUGGAGAUAAGGUAAAGGUCAUCUGUGAUCAAAAAUAAGUGUGAAACAGGCAUACUGUUACACUGGUGUCUGCCGUGACUAUAAGCAGCUGAGCUCCCAGCUGAAACCUGUAAGCCCCUUCCUUCUGAGGUCUUGGUGCUUUCUCAGGCUCUCCCACUGUCCUGGUUACAAGGGGGCCUCUGCCUGCCCUCUUCUCCCUUCACGAGGGGCAUGGGGGGAGUGGGGACGGUCCUGGACCUUCACGGAAUAGAUGAGGGCGUCCCCGAGAGCAGGGCUGAGUGUGAAUGGUAGGAGAUGGGUAGACGGGAUGCUGAGAUGCAGAGAGGCGGCCGUUGCAGGCCCACGUGGUCCUGGGACGCAGAGCCAUUUGUUGGGGGCUGGUGGUUCUGUCACAGGGGCUGGUGGUCCUGUCACAGGUUGCUGAACCCCAGCUUAAUGAGAUGCACCCCCCCCCUUCCCCGGCCGCAAGUCUUGAGAGUCCUGGGCACGUGGGGGGGUGCUUUGCUGAGCAGCCUUUCUUUAACCUGCGAAGCUGCACCGUCUGCAGCUGUGAAGCUGAGGUGUCUGGUUUGGAAAGUACACUUGUAAGUGGAGAUGAUAACCCUCAGCCCGCGGCUAACACUGAUUUCUCGUUUGUCUCCUUUCUGCAGCACGAACGACUCUCUAGGCUGGAAUCUGGAGGCAGCGACACGUCUACCGAGCGGGCCUCAGCCAGAGCCCGCCGCGAGGCCCGCGAGGCCCGCCUGGCCACCCUGAGCAGCCGUGCGGAGGACGGCAGCGGCAGGGACUACAGGAAGCUCUACGAGAGCGCCCUGACCGAAAACCAGAAGCUGAAGACAAAACUUCAGGAGGCCCAGCUCGAGCUGGCAGACGUGAAGUCCAAGCUUGAGAAGAUGGCGCAGAAGCAAGACAAGAUCCCUGACCGGUCGUCGGCACUGGAGACGGAAAAGCGGGAGAGGCGGGCCCUGGAGCGGAAGAUGUCAGAGAUGGAAGAGGAGAUGAAGAACCUCCACCAGCUAAAACAGAUUCAGACCUUGAAGCACAUGAAUGAGCAGCUGCAGGCCGAGAACCGGGCUCUGACCCGCGUUGUGGCCAGACUCUCGGAGGCCGUCGAGGGCUCGGACCCCCAGGGGCUCUAGUCCCGCCUCCCCCCCCUCCACUCCAGGUCCUGACGGAGCUGAAGUCCGACAACCAGAGGCUGAAAGAUGAAAACGGAGCCCUCAUCAGGGUCAUCAGCAAACUAUC